This is a messenger RNA of Drosophila kikkawai, 11462 nucleotides long. RefSeq names its product lysosomal-trafficking regulator mauve (gene mv). NCBI's taxonomy places the organism in Eukaryota, Metazoa, Arthropoda, Insecta, Diptera, Drosophilidae. Gene Ontology annotation, molecular function: protein binding. The record is from RefSeq and is a predicted model, not a curated record.
UACAGCUGAUGGCAGCAAUAACAAAAUCAGCUUUAAUUUGUUUAUUUUUUUCGCUAAACAAUACAAGUCACAACGCGCACCAACACGCUCAACCCACACACACACACACGGAGAGAAAUAACAACAAAUUGUUGAAAAUUUGCUAAAAUAACAAGACAAAAACAAGUGGCUUAGGAGCAACAAAAAUGGAAAUGUAAAAAAUUGCGUUUUAAUAUUAGUUGCUAUUUGCUGCAGCAACAAAAGAGCACUAUUUAAAGCUGGCGUUCUCCUUCGAUCGCCAUAGCCGCAUUCAGUUUGGUCUCAUCGCUCCGAGCGUCCAGAACGUAAACACCAUUGCCCGAUGCUUGAUGAGUUGCUGGUUAGCCGGAGCAGCUUCUUCGCGUCUCCUCCAUUAUCUGUGAUUUUCCAUGGCCGGGAUGGAGGUGAAGGUGGAGGAACAGAAGCAGCAGCUGCUACUGGAUACCCUGAACCGACUGUGGACCCAAUAUCUCCAGGCCUCGGAGCAGGAAGAUGCGAGUGUCAAGGACCACUGGCUUUGGCUUUUGUUGUAUAAUUUCCAGUUUCUGGAUGAUGAGGCGCUGGAAGAUGCUUGGCUCAAUAGCCACUUCAACCUGCUGCCAGAAGAGCUCUGCUCUUACUUACUGGAACAGGUCUAUCAAAUCAUUAGCGAAGCCAAGCGAUCUCAAAACAACAGCCCGGAACAGGAGCCAGAGCAGCAGGACAAGUGCAUCAAGCAGCUGCGCAAGCAACACAAUCUAGCUCAGCUCAUACUCAGCACGCCCAGUGAUUGCAACAAGAUACUUGCCCUGCGCACAUUUCUCACCGACAAGUUGGGCCAUCACCUGCUGGCCUUUCUUUUGCGCGUAAAUAUCAAGCACAUUGCUUCCCAAAAGAGCCUCUGCCAGCUGUGCAUCAAUCUGUUUCCUAACUGCAAGUGGAGCCCCGCCAAUCAGCCACUGGCUCCAUUGACCAGCAUUUCCCAGUUCAUAGGCAGCUUUUACCUGGCUUGGCAAAGCAAAAAACCGCGACGACAGCAGCCUCAAACAAGUCAAUUAAACAACCAUGAAACCAAUUCCAUCAAAGAGAACUUUGAGGAUUUUAAAAGGACAACGAAAAGCAGCGAUGACUUGGCCCUGUUGCUUAUCCAACUCCUAACGCGGUGUGUGGAUGCCGAGCAAGAGUCCCAGCUAAGUGUCACUGUGCAUAAUUUCGCUUUGGGACAUUUGUGCUCCAGCUUGGAGCAAGAGGAGGAGCAAGACAACGACGAGAUCAUAAAAUUUGAGUUACUUCAACUGAUUGCCCACUGUGUGAAUAAUUUUUACAUCCUAGAGCAGCAGCAGUUAAAUGUCCAUGAUUUUAAUAGCAAUUUCGGGCAACUGCUCUAUGCAUUGACUGCCAAUCGGAGGAGUCCCCUGCUGGCCCAUGGCUUGCUCUACAUUAUGUUUGGCUCUCUGCACAAUCUUGUGGAUAAUGGAGUACGGGAGCUGAAUCAGAUCGAUGUGAGGAACUUUGAUGCCUGCUUUGAGGUCUUGCAGGAGGCAGCCAACUCCAAUUCGACUUCUAUUUUAUUCCUGCAUAUUUACAAGCUGCUCUUGCGACUGACAGACACCUUGUCGCGACAGGAACAGCAUCUGCAGAGUCUGAUGGAGAGCAGCACAUCAACCACACUGCCCAAGCAACCACAUACGCGCCACAAGAGGCAGAGAAGCAGUCAAUUGCAUUGCAUGGGAGCCGGUUCCUUGAGCUGUUACUUUCAGGGCAAGCUCUACCAUCUCCUGCCCAGCCUAGAGGCCGAGCUGCAGGAGCACAGUGUUAGGAGUCUGCUGCGCACGGGAAGCUGUUGCUGUCACUACAAUUCGAGGAACUUUGCCACCUGCCUACAGCUGGCCACUCAGCUUUCAUCAAGCAGUUAUCAGAAGUUGGCCUAUAAAUUCCUGCACUACAAUGUCUUGCACACAAUCUUUGUGAAGCGGGCGCCCCAGGGAUGUCCCAGUUGCGAGGAGAAGCUCAAGUCGCCAAGCUUUCACCUGGAUCUACUAAGCAUCUACAAGGACAACUACAAGCCUUUGCUAAACACCCCCGCCUUGCUGUUGUUUUUGAAGCAUUUAAAACACAUUGCUUACCUGCUCUCCUAUGACUUGGCCGCUGGCAUACUGGCCGAGGUGGCUCUACCCAUUUUUCGCCAACAUAAAGAGCUUAUAGAAAGCAAAGACAAUCAAAGGAGGAACAGCAAACUCUCCCCCCUGCAGCUACCUAGUAGACUAGACAACUACCGGGCUCUCCACGAAUGCCUGAGCAUAUUUGUAAUGUACUUGAGCGACAUUCGGCUGGUGAAAGCCUUCUACAACGAGGAGAACAUACGCUACAUGCAGGAUCUAUUGGCCAUACCAGAACUCCAGCGGGGAGUGUGUGAUCUCAUCAAGGUGGGCAUUGAUAACAUUGCUUUUCUCGGGGAAAACAGCCAGGAACAGAUAACGCUGAGCAGGCGACUCAUCCAACUGCAGUUGAAUAGCAGCGAUAAGGCCUCGCAGCUAUUCCAGGCCCUGCUGUCUAAGUGCUCCAAAAAUUCACAUAGCAAAUUCUGGCUAGACGAGGGCUGUCCCUCACUGAAGCUGGAAGGACACAAGCCAGCGGACAUACUCUACAUAACGGCCUUGCAAUGGACUUUGAACUUUGAGCUGCUCAAGACCAGCCAGUUGUUUUACAACGAGUUUGCCAAAAUCUACUCGAUACCCGUGGAAAUGCUGGACAAUGAGGAUGAGGAGGUGGAAUCGCCAGCGGGAGACCGGGUAACAGAGUUUCCAGAGGAGAAGAAGCUGCGGCAUGGGGAUAAAAACAUCAUUGACAUACUCAAGCUGAACUACAAUGCAUUGGGAUGUUUCCUCAUGCUACCCAAAGCCGCAAUGGGAGCAACCACAACCACAACAACCUCCACCGCAACCACGCCCACCGCAGGAGCCGCCGCCACCGCCACUGGCAUUUGCAACUCAAGUUCAUUGGAAACGCUGGUCUCGCAGCUGCCACUCGGCGGUGCCGCCUCAGUUUCAGUCUCGGUCACAACGGCUGCCAGUUCGGACUAUGCGGAUUCCUCUCUGGACUACGCCUCGGUAAUUGAUAGUUACUCCCGGGAUACAGCCGCACCCUCGUUCCUUGAGCAACUCCGUUCCAGUGAGCCGGACGAGAGUAUCGUGCUCUUUGACAUCCGUGGCAGCAGUCAGCAAGGAACAGUCACUACCAAGGACUCAACCACUUCAUCUUUGAUCCUGCCAAACGAAGAGGAAGUAGCAGCCAAUGGCUUAAUCAGCAAGCUCUUCAACAUUGUGGGCUCCAUAUUCGGUGGCAGUCCGGAGAGAAACUCCCCCACAAGUGGCAAUAUUGAAGCGGAUUUACUGUGCCUGUACGAACCAAACGGGGAAUGCAAGAAACUCUUGCUCAAACUCUUCGAGGCGACCAUGGCCAUAUGCAUCAAAGGGUUCCAAAACGAGGAAGUGGAGAAGAUGCAGAAGCACCUGCGCAAGUUGCGCGCUAUUAUUCUUACUCAUGCCUCGGAUAAUUGGUCAGAGCAUGGUGAACAGCAUGCCAGAGACAAUGCCGUGAUCCAGACCCUGCAAACUCUGCUGAAGAUAGCCGAGCUAUCGAGCAGCCAGCAUCAGGAGCACCCGGCGGGCGUGGUGAGCAGUCCCUCGGGGGACUCGCAACAGCCACGACCACGUGCUCGUUCGUUCAACAGCGGCAGCGUGGAGUUGCCCCGAUUGCUGCAGCCGGUUAAGCUGCCGGCUAAAAACUCCCUGGCCACACCACCGACUCCCAGAAGGAGGCCAAACUCCAGUGAACUGAAUGCUGGAGGCGUGGAUGCGGAUUACUUUUCUACAAGAGCCUCCUUGAGUUGUGCCGCCGAUAGCGAACUGGAGCUAAGCGAAAAUGAACACGAGUUUUACCUUACCGCUGAUGAAGGUUACGAGGCGGAUGGCGAGAUUGCAGACCUCAGCGAAUCCGAGUGCGAACUCAAUGGCGGCGUGAUGGCGCCCAAUGAAUCCUGGACUCCGUUUCAGCCCUCCUCCCGUUAUCGCACCCAUAUUAUGCACCAGGGUCUCAGCCAGCUGGUAGUUCAAAUGCUGGCCGAGCUUUCGCAACUCUGCAUGAAGCAGCCGAAUGGUUGGACCGAGAGCCUCACCCAGCUGGCCAAUAGAUUGUUUGUCAUCAGGGAUUAUCUGGGCGGACCUCUGUGUCUGCUCAAGGGUUUUGCGCCGAUUCUAAGCUGCAGUGAUCCGAGAUUGAGGGAACUUCAACAAUCCAUCUUGGAGCUCAUUACUCACCUCAAUACACCAGAAAUCCUGCAGUGUUACUACUCGAUUCUGGCCUCCAGACAGCCUCCAGUGGAUCUGCUGAUGCGCCACAUGCACCACAUAUCCUCAGGUUCACUGCGAAAGGCUCAGCCCUGCAUGGAGCUAGAGUUUCCAAUUAACACAGAUGGCAAGAUUGUGAUCACUUCGGAGCCGCUGGUCAGCGAGCAGAUCGAACGUAUUAGACUGCAUCACCAGCAAUGCCAGACGAGUACUUUGUUCACCCGGGCUGCCUGCAUUUUUCCGGUGACCCAAACAAGGCUUUGGCAACCUGAUGGCCUGACAUUAUCCCUCUGGAUGGAGCUGAAGGGUCAGCAUAUCCAUCGCAACUCAAUGCAGUUCAACGAUGACGAGACACGUUACUCGGGAGAGGAUUUAACGAAACUGCACUUACUUUCCCUGGGCACCAACCAGGCUAUGGUCAGCAUUUACAUAAGCCACAACAUGCAGCUAAUCUUUGAGCUGGUCAAGCCCAAUGAGCAACUGUCGCCAGUUCGCGUAGAGGAGCAUAUGGAUGCCAGUGCUGAGACAGCAUCUGUGAUAUCCGCCAAUACCCAGGCAGCGGCCAAUGGAGGAAGCAUUCGGCAAGCCCUCAAGCAGACCAAGUUAGCUCUACUCAACAGCUUCGGGCAAAUGCACUUGCUCAAUGGACACCAGUCAACAACGGCUGAUUCCUCGGGCGGUUACUUCGAGGGCUCGCCUGUGCAGCUGCAGCAUCUGCGAUUGCCACGCCACAAGUGGAUGCAUCUAGUUUUUGGUUUCCUGCGAAAAGGAGAUGCUUUGGAGAUUAGCAUUUUUCUGGAUGGCCUGGAACAGCACACCAUGCGCUUGCCUUUCCAUAAUCUGCGCCAGCUAACACGGGUGCAUAGUUUCCAGAUGCUGGCCUUGGGCGAGGGACAACCCACUAGGAGUCCCGGCAGCAAUUCCUCCUCCUCGCGGUCCACCCUGGAUGGUUCGUAUCCCCGCUACGCUCUGUCCAAUGUGAUUCUCUUCAGGCGUCGAUUGGUGGAUCCCUCGCUUAUGAUGAAUCUGACAGCCAUGGGUCCGGAUUUCACGGAGUUCACCCAGUGUCAAGUGGCCAACUGGAAGCCCAACUAUGGUUUUGUGAGUCUGGGCAAGCUGGCCUCUUCGAAUUUUGGGAAUCAUUUGGAGUGUAUGCGGCAACUGAGGCAGGCUAGGGUUUUGGUCUAUACCGCCCAGCAGCCGGAUCUGGUGAUGAGCUACGAUGCCAGCCAGGAGCUGGAUAUGGCCUGCUAUGGGCAGCCGCAUGGACACAUGCUGUAUGGUGAGCUGCUGCAGCACCAGCCACAGACCCUGCAGGCGGCCACUUCCCUCAGCGGUGGACUCUCCACGCUGCUGUAUCUUUUUGCCAGGAUUGUGGAGCUUAGUGGCAAUGCCAAUACCCAGGCAUUGGCUCUGGACCUGCUGCUCCAGGUGGCCCAUUCGGAUGCCCAGCUGUACACAGAGUUUCAGCGGCAGGAUUACCUGGCACUCAUAGGCUAUGUGAUAAAAUCCGAUAAAUGCAGCAAAGAUGUGCAGCUACUGCGUAGUAUUGUGAACAAUGCCUGCUCCCAGGCGCUGAUCAGCAGGAAGGGUGAAUCCCUGAGUGUAAAUGACAACACAAUGGCUACUCUAGUGUAUCCCCGCCUGCUGCUGGCCGUCCUGCAACGCUACUCGGACUGGCAUCGUUCCGGGGCCACCCACUCUGAUGUUCUGGACAUGCUCUUUUGCUCUAUUUUGGCUUUGACCCGGGAUAAGCAUCCUCAGCGGGACUUUAACAUGGAACAGCUGCAGAAAUCUGGUUUGUUGGUGGCCUUACUCAAUCUCUGCAAGGUCUAUGUCAUCGAGUCACCGAGUCCUGUACAAAUUUCACCCUAUGCCGCCGAGUGUUUUGUCCAAAUUCUGGCUGUGUUUGCGGGUUCACCUCCGGAAUCCUCGAUGCUGGAUGAGAUCAUGAAACUGCUCCUGCUACUGCACAAGCCCAGCGAGUGUUAUGUUACCCAUGACAGGACGCAUUUCUAUUUCCUCCUGACGGCCCAGCAACCGGCCAAGGAGAGAUCUUUGGUGGCAACUAAUUUGAGUAGGGUUACCACUUCCCUGCGGCGGCAACUGAAUCCUCCUCAGCCGCAGGAGCUGGAUCCCGAGAGAGCAGAGAGAAUCAAGAAGCUGCGACGCCUGCAUACCAGCACAUCCGCUUACAGAAAGGCCGUCAAUGAUUUCGAGGAGCAACUGGAGCAAAUGGCCGACUGUUCGAAUCUGAACAAGACUGCCCUGCGACUAAUGAGUCCUGUGGAGGCCACACGUUGGCGCUUGAAGUUCAAACGGCGGCAUCCUACGAACACUGGCAGUCCCAAGCGAAGUCCCCUAAAGAUAGCCCGAAGGCGCAUCCAUCCGCACCUGCAUCUGAGCAAGAUGUGGCAGCCCUCAGGCCAUAGUACCCCCAGCUCGGGACAGUUAUCCCUGCCGAAUAGGAAAACAGAUUUUUAUGAUCAGCCCGGGAUUAUAAGACUUCAACAGCGUCUGCUCAUCCUGCUCAAGGAUUUCCUGUGCCUGCUCCCAGACUCUGCAGUGGAUGUGGUUACCCGUCAUUACGUAAAGCUGGAAUUGCUUUUGGUGCUUGCUAACCAACGUAGUUGUGCUGUCCGGCAGGCCGUUAUCCAGCUUCUUGAAGUGCUAACGAAGCGUUUGGCCAGCGGAGAACUAAAUGCAGCCAUCAAGUCGCUGUAUCCUGUGCAUCUGGCCAACCAGCUGACCAUCCAUGGCUGUGAUAUAACCAUGUUUGAGGCUUGUUUGGCCUGGACUAGCGGGGUGCAUGGCAGCCUGGCGGAUAUGCUGAACGGCGAGGCUUCUUUAAGGAUACGCCAGCGCUUUGGCUUGCAGGCCCUGCUGGCCAUAGCCGAGGGAACAGAGCCGCAGCGUGUGUUUAAGGCUCUCUUAAGGGUCUAUAUGGAGAAUCCCGAUGAUCAACCCUGUCUGAUUGAGUACGGCCUGCUGCAGUGCUCGGUCAAAGCCUUGUUCAAGAUCUAUUCUCUACGCUUGGGCCAGCCAAAUGCAGAUGAGUCCAUUGUGGAGCUGCUGGCCAGUAUUGGUGAGCGAGCUUUGCGUUCGGUGGGUCAAAUCAAUCUCGUUUGGGACAUACUCAACCUGCUGGUCUUCUACCAAGACAAGCAACCCCAGCAGAUUAUGCGCAGCUUCCGCACGGUGCAAGCUCAGCUCCAGCUGGAAUGGCUGACCAAACUGUUUGAGCCCAACAGCUUCCGAAUACCAAGCAAUGAUUCCUCUCUAAGUCCGACGGAGUUGCGCACCCGCGUGGAACUCCUCAUCGAUCGCUGCACGCAGUUUUUCACCGUGGGUGUGGCACAGACCACGGGACCUAGCUAUGUGGCGAGUUCCCAGGAGCUAGCUCUCUUCCAGCUCCUCGUUUCCUACGGCAUUUCCAGCAAUCAACGUUGCAACAACUUUAUUGCCUGGGGCCUGCAACCUUCACGGCCGCGUGACCUGCGUUCCUACAUUGUAGACGCAUUGUGGCGAUCCCAGCAGCAGGAUGAAUUCCAGCGAGCCAUCAUUUGCGAUGGCAAGAUGAUCAAGGCUUUGCUUUGGCUUUCAUUGCUAGAGGACAUGGCGGAGCCCAUUGAAAAUCUGCAGAGACUUUGCGAUGUUUUGGGCAUCAAGGAGAAUGAUUCGUCGUGGAAUCUGGUGCAUGAAUUGGAUCGCCUCGAUCAGAACCGCAACAAUAUGGCGGCCAAGCAGAAGACAUUGCUGGAGAAGACGAUAUACAGAUUUGAGCCGCUGGUACAGCAUUGCAUUGAAUCCUCCAUGGUGACAACGAGAAAGGUGGCCGAACUUCAGAACGCGGAGCGUAAGGCUCUGAUGUGCCACAUGAAGGUGUAUGAUGACACCUACACCUACACUAAAUGGCUGGAGAUUAUACGCCGAAUGACCCAUGAGGGCGCACCCUGGCACUGCGCCGAGAGAGCUGAAAGCUCCUGGGAGCUGGACGACACGGAGGGACCUUCGCGGGUGCACACAAGAUUACGCCGCUGCCACCUGGACAUUGAUCGACGCUUCUUCAUGCAGGAAUACAGGCCGGGCAAGGGACAACGCGAGGAUCUUGAACCCUACAUGCGUCCCCUGGACUACCUUAUUUCCAGUUACGAUCAGCAAUUGAAUAUAUCCCUGAACUCUCAAAUUCUGUACAACUUUGCUGCCAAGUUCCUGCCCGUUGACGGUGAGAUCGAGGGUGAGAUCAUUAUAACCGACCUGAAGCUGUACUUUCUGGCCACGUAUCGAUGCCGGUACUUCAACGUCAACUGUGAUAUUGCCAACAUAACGGAGAUCUGGCUGAAACGUUACCAGCAUCAGGAGACGGCCUUUGAGAUACUCCUGGACACGAACAAGUCGCUGUUCUUCUCGCUGCAGAACGCCGACGAUUGGAAGAUCAUGCGCGAGGUAUUCUGUGAUAAAAUCGUGGCCACACCCGAUCAGGCCAAAGUGCUGGCCAUUACGCAGCAGUGGCGAGAGGGAUUGCUCACCAAUUGGGAGUAUCUGAUGACACUGAACCAAAUCUCCGGACGUACUUACAACGAUCUCAUGCAGUACCCUGUGUUUCCCUGGGUGCUGGCCAACUACAGCUCGGAAAUAUUGGAUCUAAGGGAGGCACAGAACUUCCGACGUCUGGGGCGACCCAUUGCCGUGCAAGUGGAGGAGAAUGAGAAGCACUAUGUCAGCAACUAUAUGUACAUUGACAGUACAAACACCACCAUGGGCUCGCUGAUUCUUAAGCCCUAUCACUACAGUUCCCAUUACUCCAAUUCCGGCACUGUACUCCACUUCUUGGUGAGGGUUCCACCGUUUACCAGCUAUUUCCUGCGCUACCAGGACAAUGAUUUUGAUCUACCGGAUCGCACGUUCCAUGCCUUGAAUACCACCUGGCUACUGGCCAGUCGGGACAGUCCCACAGAUGUCAAGGAGCUUAUACCGGAAUUCUUUUGCCUGCCGGAAAUGUUUGAUAACUUUGAACGCUUCAAUUUCGGCUGUCGGCAGAAUGGUGAACGUGUUGAGGAUGUCUCCUUGCCUCCUUGGUGUCAGCGAGACUCGCGGCUCUUUGUGCUUAUCCAUCGACAGGCUCUGGAAUCGGAAUUGGUACGGAAUCAGAUUCAUAAUUGGAUUGAUUUAAUCUACGGCUACAAGCAGAGCGGCGAGAGUGCCGUGGAGGCCAUCAAUGUCUUUCAUCCGGCGACCUACGCCGUCUUCCUGGACUCGGAGAUUAGCGAUCCCAUAGAAAGGGAGGCGGUCAAGACGAUGGUAAAGACAUAUGGCCAAAUGCCGCGACAGCUCUUCAAGUCGCCACAUCCGGCCACUAAGGCCCUGGACUAUGCUCUGGUGGACAAACCAAUAGUGUCCACUGUUCGCGGUCUGCGCUGGGGCGUCUAUGUGGGUUCGCCGCAGCUAAAGCCACCAUCCUGGGCCAACAUUCACAAGAUCCCCGGCACCGAGCACUUGGUUAGCUUCAGCAACACAAAUGUGGUGUACGCUUUGCCGGCUAGAGCCAGUGUCAUGCAAGGAGCCGACCCGGACACAUACAAUGUGAUCUCCUGGGGCUACGAUGAUCGGAUUGUGAGGAUCCAACCGCUGAAUAAGCCACAAGCCAAGCCGAAGAACUUGCUGCACAAUGGAACCUUUGACGACAUCACCGCCUGUGGCUGCGAUGUCAACUCGAAUCAGCUAUGGUUUGGCCACAAAUCCGGCAGGGUCAGUGUGUACAAGUGUGCCGGCGGUCUGGAUGCUGCCCACCAGAGAGCUUCUGCCAAGGGAAGACAGAGCUAUGUUCGUGGCUUCAGUCUGUCGUACAACUCGGCUUUCCGCAAGAUGACCAGCAAGGGCAUGGUAGUCGGUGGCUCUGAGAGAUCUGAUGAAGCGGGCAGUCUCCAUCCCACGCACUCUGCUUCUUCGGUGAAUUCGUCUAGCAAUUCCUUUUCUGGCGAUGCCCUGCAGCGUGAUGGAGCCGAUCUGACUUGGUUAGGACCAACACUGCUGGUGCGGCACACCGAUGAGAUCACUUGUAUUACCCUGUCCGUGGAGUUCAAGAUUGCGGUUACCGCGGGACGCGAUGGCAUAGCUGUGAUCUGGGACCUCAAUGAUUGGAGUUAUGUGCGUACGAUUGCCCGUCCGGCCGAGAUUCACCAGUCGCCCAUAACGCAUGUGGCCAUCAGUCCCACAUUGGGUGACAUUGUCACAGUGCAUACACUGCCCGCCCAACCACAGUCUCCAUCGGCAGCAUCUGCAGCUGCCUCAAGACCCACAUCCCUAGCAGUUGUGGCCGACGAGUGCUUUGAGGUGACUGAGGAAAACCUGGACGACUUUGUGAAUGUGAAUGUGAAUCCCAAUGGCAAGUCCAUUCUGCGUUUGCACUCGGUCAAUGCUCGGUAUGUGCAGCAUCUGGUGCAUGAGGAUCGCAUCAUGGCCGUGUGUUACUCGUACAUCAAGGAGGGCGUGGGCGUUAAUGUGAUAGCCACCGCCGUGGAGGGUGGAUUUGUGCGGUUCUGGUCCAGCUGGAACUUGAGCUUUGUCAGUGAACUAACCACGGGCACUUCGCCAAUACGAAGCAUUUGCUAUUCGACACAUCAGCAUUUGGUGGUGCUAACGCGAGAGUCCCACAUCCAGGUGUGGGAAUCUGAGGGACUCUACGGGAAUGCCCCAAAGUUUCCGCAAAUUGUCUACAAAUGAGCAUCGGUUUAGACUCUUAAACAUACUCACUAAACUCACACUUAAGGCAUAUCAAUGACAAACAGAUAAUAAAUUUAAAAAAAAAGCAGCUGAAUCAAAGAACAAACUAAUAUUGUGUCACGGUCAACGAGGAUUAUUGUUUGCUUUUAAAAUAAAUACAUAUUUUCCUUUUGUGACCGCCACAAAUUAGUUAUAUCAGAAGAAGACUUUAUAAGAUUCCUAGGCUUACGUCUCAUAGACACACACCUUUUGUACCAAAACCUUUUAUUAUGAUUUAUAAUUAUACCUUUCGUAUUUUUCGUUUUUUCCCUGCGAUGCAUCAAAAUGCAAUCGCUGCCUUCAAUAUUGUUGAUAUUAUCAAAUAAAAACUAUCAUAUAUUUUGUGAAAACUAA